AUGAAGAUCCUCGACUGUUGCUUCCUUGAUAUUGUCGGUCCUCUGUCUGUGUCGGAAUCCUUCUCCCACCCCUUCAAGUUCAUCAUAUCAUGCAUGGACUGUUGCAGCGGUUAUUGUUGGUUCUUUCCAACUCCCGACAUCACCAGCAAGACCAUCACUGGUAUCCUCGAAGCAAGGCUGAUCGAUCAGGUCGGAGUCCCACGAGUUUUCACAGUCGACAACGCCCGCUAUUUCACUGGUGUUUACUUCCGCGCCUGGGUUGCCAGCAUAGGUGCUACCUUGAGAUGUAUCCCUGUCGCUAGCCCCCAUCGCAAUGCCCUAUUAGAACGUCAACACUCUGGUCUCAAGAAGUCAUUGAAGGCCCUCUGUGCUGAACAUCCUGAAUCGUGGCCGGCGUAUGUCACUAAAGCUCAGCGGAGGAUCAACACCCGAUCUACAUAUGGCUACAGUCCUCAAGAGCUAUUCUACGGUUUCGAUGCUCUAACGCCCUUCUCAAGACGGUUUGAAGACGUCAGCAACACUAUCGACGAAGACUCUGUCCGUUUCGAGGCUCGACGUCGUGAUCGGGAACGACAGAGAAUGGUCGACAGCACUCUCAACGUAAUGGAGAAGAUGCGUGCUGAUGCUCUCUCGCGUAUCAAUCCAUCAACCUACACUCGACAAGUCGCACGACGACGUCUAUUCAAGGUUGGUGACUCCGUGAUGAAGUGGGUCCGUAACGUCGACCCCCUUACUCCUUCAUGGAGAGGCCCUCUACUGGUUCAACAAGUACUUGGCGAUUCUACUUACAAGCUUUCCGACGGCACUGU
Molecule: messenger RNA, 809 nt
Organism: Perkinsus marinus ATCC 50983
Lineage: Eukaryota; Perkinsozoa; Perkinsida; Perkinsidae
Product: gag/pol/env polyprotein, putative
Exons: 1
Biological process (GO): DNA integration
Molecular function (GO): nucleic acid binding
Source: RefSeq, a predicted model, not a curated record